GUCAAUGAACAGGCUGGAUACACACUGGGAGAUCAGAGUGGCUGUGAGCUGAUGGACACCAUAAAGGACACAGAAUCAGGUGAGGUGGGCAAAGAUGAAGUCAUUGCAAAGCAGGAGAAAAAUAAUGAAAAUUGCCUUCAGGUUACUGAUGAUAAGUUAUCCGAGUCAACAAAAGAUGAUGGUGAAGAUGACACCAAUGAUGAAAAUAAUGAAGACAGUGGCCCAAAAAAGGAUACUCGUGCCCCAUUAGAGUUAAUGGCAGAAUUCCUGAGAGCAGAAAUGAGCCAAGACUACCAUUUGGCUAAAAAAUUAUGUCAGAUGAUCCUAAUCUAUGAACCAGAAAAUCCUGAGGCCAAGGAGUUCUUAUCACUUAUUGAAGAAAUGUUGCUGAUGGAGAAAGCUCAAAAUCGUGAGGAAGAUGAGGAAGAUAGUGAAGAAGACAGUAGCGGGGAGAGUGAAGGAGAAAGCAGUGAGGAGCCGAGUGAAGAAAGCUCUGAUGAAUGUGAAGACGGGUGAUGAAAGGUGCUACUAUGGUUUAAUCUUCAUAUAUUUUCAUUACUGUAUAGCAUGGAAAUAUAAAGAAGAGAACUGCA
This is a messenger RNA of Eptesicus fuscus (big brown bat), 593 nucleotides long. RefSeq names its product glutamate rich 2 (gene ERICH2). The transcript is spliced from 5 exons. The record is from RefSeq and is a predicted model, not a curated record. Lineage: Eukaryota; Metazoa; Chordata; Mammalia; Chiroptera; Vespertilionidae. Bases 52 to 516 code for a protein of 154 amino acids.